UAGAGCAAAUCCAGCUCUUGUAUAUAUACACACACCCAUCACCUCCUCCUUAUAGUAACUGACCUUUUCUCAUUCUCUCUCUUUUGUUGUUGUUGUUGUUCUUGUUGUUGUUAAGUAACUAUUACUACUACUAUUACUCCUUUCUCUUUACUUUCUAAUCCCAUGGCAAGUUCAGAAGGUCUGAAACACCGUUCCAGAGAUGAUACUGACCCUACUAUCACCACCACUGCAACCACCAUGAACGCUGGCGUUACUAAAAGUAAUGAUAAGAAGGUUCAGAAGAUGGCGAUGGCGCGGCGGGGCCUCCGCUCCCUGGCCGUCGCCGUCGCCGUCCCUCUCGCCCUUGCCCUCGCCUCCGCUUGCCUCUCCGGCGGCGGCGGCAGCGGUGAGUCCUCGGCGAGGCCCUUCUGGGGCCUGCCGCGUUGGGUGUUCGGGGCGGCGGCAGUGUCGACGGCCGGGCUCGCAGGCCUGUCGGCGUGGCUGGUGUGGGCCGAGGGCGGGUUUCACCGCCGGCCCGCCGACCUGGGCCUGUUCGCGGCCCAGCUCGCUUUGGGCCUAUUGUGGGGACCGCUAGUGUUCAGGAUCGGGGCGACGCGGCUGGGCCUCGUUGUCUCCUUAGGCCUCAUAGGGUGCCUGCUUUGGUGCUCCAAAUGCUUCCACAGAGUGAAUCCAAUUGCAGGGGAUCUGCUCAAGCCUUGUCUUGCUUGGGCUGUUUUCCUUGCAGUGUUUAACCUAAAGCUUGUUUAAUACUAUAUAUAUAGUAUUAUAUGUGUGUGCGCGCGCUUGGAUUUUAGUACUCU
Molecule: messenger RNA, 800 nt
Organism: Ananas comosus (pineapple)
Lineage: Eukaryota; Viridiplantae; Streptophyta; Magnoliopsida; Poales; Bromeliaceae
Product: translocator protein homolog
Exons: 1
Coding region: 163-747 (194 amino acids)
Cellular component (GO): membrane
Source: RefSeq, a predicted model, not a curated record